GCUCGUCUUCCGUACCAUACUCGUAUCUGAUUGGUCAAACAAAUACUGGUCCGGUGCUACUUUCGCAUCGUCUACACAACGUUUGAUAGCUAUUUAACGCUGAGCCAGGAUGAGUCUCAGAAAACAGACACCCAGUGACUUCCUGAAGCAAAUCAUCGGCAGACCGGUGGUGGUCAAGUUGAACUCGGGCGUCGAUUACCGAGGUGUCCUCGCCUGCCUGGAUGGUUACAUGAACAUCGCCAUUGAGCAGACGGAGGAGUAUGUCAACGGGCAGCUCAAGAACAAGUACGGUGAUGCCUUUCUAAGAGGAAACAAUGUUCUUUAUAUCAGCACACAGAAGAGGAAAGUCUAGUGAUGCUCUUUUUUUUUUUUGGGUGCCAUUUUGGUUUGUUUCUUGUGGCUGUUAUUUUAGCUUGACUGCAACAUGAGUACUGAAGAAUCUUUUGUAAAUGUUGAAUUGUGAAUAAAUCCUGAGUUUGGAGUUA
Messenger RNA from Syngnathus typhle (broad-nosed pipefish), 485 nucleotides. It is a transcript of the gene lsm6, whose product is annotated as LSM6 homolog, U6 small nuclear RNA and mRNA degradation associated. The transcript is spliced from 4 exons. NCBI's taxonomy places the organism in Eukaryota, Metazoa, Chordata, Actinopteri, Syngnathiformes, Syngnathidae. Gene Ontology annotation, biological process: maturation of SSU-rRNA; mRNA splicing, via spliceosome. Gene Ontology annotation, cellular component: P-body; nucleolus; sno(s)RNA-containing ribonucleoprotein complex. The record is from RefSeq and is a predicted model, not a curated record. Bases 110 to 352 code for a protein of 80 amino acids. Gene Ontology annotation, molecular function: RNA binding.